UCUUAAUCUUCUCCGCUCUUCUUUUAACUGUUGACAUUGCAUCUUGCUUCCUCCAUAUUCAACUAUUUGGAUUUUGGACUCCUUUCAAAUUCGUAUAUUCUUGCUCGGGAUUUCUUUCCCUUUCCAUUUAUCGAGAUAAUCAAGAGCAUUCGAGAGUCUCUAGAGGUGGCUAUGCAGAAUCGUUUCGAUCUAUGCAGAAACUUCAUUCCCAUCUAUCUUCCAACCAUCUUCUACUCUUCUUUCGUCCUAUUCACUGACUUUCAAUUUCCCCUCUUAAAUUACAUGAAAUAAAUUAUGGUUCCCUCUAUCUUCUUCUUCAUCAUACCUUAUUUGCUACCCCUUCUUCAAACUAUCAGAAUUUUGGGAGAUCUCUAGACAAUUUGAGAGAAAAGUGAAGAAACAAAUAUGCAUAUAUUAUUGGGUUGGCGCCUUUCAUGUGAAUUCUUUCAUUACUUAGUAUAGUACAGGAAGAUUUCUGAUUUCGGAUAGGUUAUUUGAUUAUUAUGGUUUUUGUUCUGAAUCAUACGCGAGCAGUUCAAUUCAAGGUGCACACGAUCAGGAGGAGGUUCCAGUUCGCCAUUGUUGUCUGAGUCGCAGGAGUCUGGCAAUCCACGGAAACCUCUCUUUGAGGAUACCUUCAUCGAUGACGAUGAAAGACGAGAGGAGAAAUCUGCUGUGGUGAAUCAUUUCUCGAGUGCCCUGGGAUAUGAGUCCGCUGAUGACAAAAUUGCUGGUUCUGAAAUGGAGAACCCAGUGGUUUCUGAUUACAAAAUUGCUGGUUAAUGAGACCCAUAUAGGUAAUAUGGGAGGUCCGGUCACUACUGAGCUUCCAAUGGACAGAACUCAAAGUAGUUCUGGCAUGGAUAGGAGAGGAAGUACGGAAUCCAAACUUGACAUUGAUAGCCAUGUCAAAUUGGAUGAAAGGAAGAGACGGAUUCAAGAGUUAUAGCUCUUAUAUGAUAUUACUUCAGAGUACAAAUGAUGGUGGAUGGGGAAUAUAUCUCAGUAGCCUGAAAUCUGAAAACCAGUUAGAGGAUGGUGAGACUGCACUAGGGAGCUGUGAAGAUGUGGUAGAAAGCAUAUUCUAUCCUAAGAUUCUUGAUGGAGUGCAGCAGUUUGUUUCUGAGAAAAGAAUAAGCUAUGUUCGUAUUGAUGGGCAGUUUUCUAUUCAAUCAUUCCAUAACUCAAAAGAGGCUGAAGAAAAAGCUCAUAGACAAGAGCAAAAGAAUGCAGUCAACCUGUAUAUCCUUUAUGCAAAGUUUGCAUCGAAAGUAUGAGACAGUCCAGGAAAUAGAAGUUGAUAUUGUUUCUUACCUUAAAAGAACUGCUUGAAUUGAAGAGAAGCAGAAUGAGAGUAUCAAGAUGAUGAUUAAUGGUUAUCAAGAGCAGAAUGAGAGUUUUGCAUGUCCAUCAUCUGCUUGUGCAAACAACCUUGAGUAAGCUACUACCAAUACCAAUCACUGUGGCCUUCUCAUUGCUGAAGCUCUCAGUCCAAAUGGGAAGAUUUUGCAACUUCAUGAAUCCGAGCUGAAGUAUUGGGAAGGCAGAGGCGUGAGGAAGAAACUGAAUGACAUGGUUGUUUCUUACUCCCCACCUUGAGGACAAGGUGGUUUCAAAGGGGAGUAAUGAUAGGGACCUAGAUAAUGUUAGUGAUAAGAAUAAUAUAGUCUUUUAUGAGUGUAUAAUAAAACGGGUUUGGGCCCGGAAUUGAAUAGCAAGUGGGCUGGCCCAUAUAGAAAAGAAUAAAUAGGAGUUGGGGGAAGUAGUAUAGGCAGGCAGAAAUUAGGAAGGACCGGGGUCUUGGGAGUGCGACCACUCAAAAUGUCUCCGUUGUUUUAUCUCUUUUCAGUUUUCAUCAAUUUCAUCUCAAUCUACUUCA
This is a messenger RNA of Cuscuta europaea, 1879 nucleotides long. The record is from the annotation of a GenBank genome assembly. NCBI's taxonomy places the organism in Eukaryota, Viridiplantae, Streptophyta, Magnoliopsida, Solanales, Convolvulaceae.